Tremella mesenterica DSM 1558 is the source of this 1260-nucleotide messenger RNA. RefSeq lists its product as uncharacterized. The record is from RefSeq and is a predicted model, not a curated record. The coding region runs from base 1 to 1260 and encodes 419 amino acids. The transcript is spliced from 6 exons. Lineage: Eukaryota; Fungi; Basidiomycota; Tremellomycetes; Tremellales; Tremellaceae.
AUGCACGACCAAUCAAUGGUCUCUACUCCUGGUCAACCUCCCCCAGUAUGGAGAGAGAACACCAGGUAUACAAUCGGAAUGGUGGUUCAUUCUCAAGGCACUUGGUGGAGGUGUGAGCAAGAUCAUUUCGGUGGUAAUCUUUCGGAAUCUCUUCCAUCUUUGAACCUUCAUCUUUGGACACCUAUCGGAAGUAGUCAUUUAUCCCAAUUUUCCAACCUCAACACCCCAGCACAAAUAAUAAGUCCAACACCCGAAAUUGUCUCUUCACACCACCCAGCCCACCAUCUGGAAUCUCAACUUCCUUUCACCCAAUACGCCGAGAGCUCAUCAAAUAACAAUAUCAAAAUGGCAUCUGAACUCCACUCCGAUCCAAGCGCAAGCUCGAGCUCUGGAUCAGGAAUAUCCCCAGGUGAAAGUCGUUCAGAAUCCAACUCUUCUGGAGAAACAGUCCGUCCUACAGCUUCAUCCUCCAUAGAUGAAGAUCGCCGUCAGAUGAAUACGGACAGAGCCUUCCUAGCUUCUCGAGCUAGUGAAAGUUUGAGGUAUCUAAUUCUGAGGGAAGAAGAACAUCAAGCGGAGGAAGAAGAAGGGUUGAAGAAUGAAUUGGAAGGUAGAAAAGUUUGGAGAGUCGGGGGGAUAGGUGUUUGGGCUUAUUCGAUAAUUGAGAGGGUGGAAUUAAGAAAGAGGAAUUUGUUCAGACUGUCAGGGGAGACAGGUGGGAAGGAUGAAUGGUAUAAAGCGGCUUUGGCCAGAACAGAGUUUUACAAAAACACAACAGGCGUCAAACCUCUAGUCAUGUGGAAAUUGGUUGAACGGGGUGAGCACUUACCUAACGAUGCUCUACCCGUCGGCAGGGAAGAAAAUGGUCAAAUCCUUUAUACCGCCAGAGCCUGGUGGGAAGGAGGCGUUCAUCCCGGGCCAGGCAUCCACUUAGUCGACUCCGCUUCCAUUUCCUACGCCGGCUCGGAACAUUCUCUUGACGUCUACGAAGUACUAUGUGGUCCCGCCGAUCCGGAUAUCAUCAAAUGGAUGUCUUUCGAUCAUGGGCAAAGGGCAACCGUGGACGGGUGGCAGCCUGUAGAAGGAGGGAGGGAAAGAGAUGGUAGAGCGUUGUUAGUUGCUCGUGGGGAGUAUGAGAGCGGACAACAUCCAGGCAAAUGCUUGGUCGACGACGAUCAUGCCUGCGUCGGCUACGGAGGUGGAGAAUUAUGGGUCAGGCCUUUCCAAGUGUUGGCCUACGCUUCUGCCAGCCGUCGCUGA